This is a messenger RNA of Ahaetulla prasina, 4117 nucleotides long. It is a transcript of the gene ACSBG2, whose product is annotated as acyl-CoA synthetase bubblegum family member 2. The transcript is spliced from 15 exons. Bases 128 to 2269 code for a protein of 713 amino acids. The record is from RefSeq and is a predicted model, not a curated record. Gene Ontology annotation, molecular function: long-chain fatty acid-CoA ligase activity. Lineage: Eukaryota; Metazoa; Chordata; Lepidosauria; Squamata; Colubridae. Gene Ontology annotation, cellular component: endoplasmic reticulum; membrane.
CCGCCGGCUUCGGGGCAGCGGCGCUUUACUCGAGACGCGGGAGGCGGAGGGUUAAACCUUCCGUGCUUUCAAACGCUUAGAGACGGUGUAAGGGAUCUGUUUUCCGGCCACCCGAGGCUCGGUCAAGAUGGCAGCGGCAGCUGUGGUGAACGGAUCCGUCCCUGCGGGACCAGCGACACCUCCGUUCUCUGAACCGACGGACGUCUCCCUGAACGACAUUGAGAUGACCACCUCUUCACCCAGAGCUAAGCCCCAGCCCCAGCAGUCCGCGGAGGAGCCGGAAGCUGAGAUGUCGAAAGGGCCAGCCCCCGGAGGUGGCGGUCUGUGGACCACCAAGCGUGAUGGAGAAGUCAAGCUGCGGAUGGACGCCGGCGGCAUUGGCUCCGUGACCCCCAUCACCGUCCAUGAACUCUUCCUGGCCACCGUGGAGAAAUACGGCCACUUCCCGGCACUGGCUUCGAAAAAGAACGGCCAGUGGUCCAAGCUGACCUUCCGUCAGUACUACGAGGAGUGCCGCAAGGCUGGCAAAAGCUUCCUCAAGCUGGGCCUGGGGCGGUUCAACAGCGUUUGCAUCCUGGGCUUCAACUCCCUGGAGUGGUUCCUGGCCGACAUCGGCGCCAUCUUUGCUGGGGGGUUUGCCGUCGGCAUCUACACCACCAACUCACCCGAGGCCUGUCACUACGUCGCGGAGAAUUGCGGGGCCAACAUCAUAGUGGUGGAGAACAACAAACAGCUGCAGAAAAUCCUGGAGGUGGAGAAAAAACUUCCUCUCCUAAAAGCUAUCAUCAUGUACAACGAUGACAUCAAAGAGAAACGGCCCAACCUCUACAGCUGGGACGAGUUCAUGGCCCUGGGCAGCUCCGUCCCGGAUGAGCAGCUGGACAAGGUCCUGGCCAGCCUGAAGCCCAACCAGUGUUGCACCAUCAUCUAUACCUCGGGGACUACGGGGAACCCCAAAGGAGUCAUGCUCAGCCACGACAACAUCACGUGGACGGCCAGGGCGGCCGGAGAGUACGUGAACCUGAAGACGGCCUUGGAGGCCCAGGAGAGCGUGGUCAGCUACCUGCCGUUGAGCCACGUCGCCGCGCAGAUGAUCGACAUUUGGCUGCCUAUCACCUUUGGCGUGGAAACCUACUUUGCGCAGCCCGACGCUCUGAAGGGCACCCUGGUGGACACGCUGCGGGAAGUGAGACCCACGGCGUUCAUGGGCGUCCCCCGCGUGUGGGAGAAGAUGCAGGAGCGGAUGAAGUCGGUGGGGGCCAAGUCCUCCACGCUGAAGAAGAAGAUCGCCGUGUGGGCCAAAGCCGUGGGGCUGGAGACCAACCUGAAGCGCAUGAACGGGUCCGAUGAGUUGCCGAUGAAUUACCGACUGGCUAGGGCGCUGGUUUAUAAAAAGGUCCGAAAAGCGCUGGGCUUGGACCGCUGCAACAAAUGUUACACGGGGGCGGCCCCCAUAACAAAGGACACCUUGGAGUAUUUCCUGAGCCUGGACAUCGUGGUCUACGAGCUCUACGGCAUGAGCGAAAGUUCGGGCCCCCACACCGUUUCGUAUCCAACGUCGUACAGGAUAUUGAGCUGCGGCAAGGAGAUUACAGGUUGCCAGACGAUGCUUUUCAAGCCGGACCAGGAUGGUGUCGGCGAGGUCUGCUUUGCUGGGCGCCACAUCUUUAUGGGCUACCUGAACAUGGAAGACAAAACGAAGGAAGCAAUCGACAGCGAGGGCUGGCUCCAUUCUGGGGAUCUGGGCCGGCAUGAUGAGGACGGCUUCCUGUACAUCACGGGGAGGAUCAAAGAGCUCAUCAUCACUGCUGGGGGAGAGAAUAUUCCGCCAGUCCCGAUUGAAGAUGCUAUCAAGGAGGCCAUCCCCAUUCUCAGCAACGUUAUGUUGGUGGGAGACAAAGCCAAAUAUCUCGUCAUGCUGAUGACCCUAAAGUGCAAGAUGAACUUAGAAACCGGGAUCUCGGAAGACGAACUGACGCCCGAAGCUGUGGAGUUUUGCCAGAAACUGGGCAGCAAAUCCACCAAGGUUUCUGACAUCGUGGGGAACAAAGACGUGGCUGUGUACACCGCCAUCCAGAAGGGGGUCAUGAAAGUCAACGAUCGAGCCACCUCCAACGCUCAGAAAAUCCAGAAAUGGCUCCUCCUGAGCAAGGACUUCUCCAUCCAGAGUGGCGAACUUGGCCCAACCAUGAAGCUGAAGAGGCCAGUGGUAGCCAAGAUGUAUCAGGAACAAAUCCAACAGCUCUACUCGGAAACAACGGAUUUCUGAACGAGGAUGCCCCGUCUCUCCGCCGCCGGCCUCUGUUCAAAGUGCAGCAUCUUUACCGGGGAGUCCUCCUGGAGGCGAGGUGCCCCCCGUCGCUUCCCUUGAUAAAUGAGGUUUUUUUCAAUACAGCCCUCGUCUCCUCUUGCCUUCCCCCAAGACAGGAGGCUCCUCUGCACUUCGGACUCUGGCUGUGCCGGUGGGAAGCCUCAGGAUGACCCUCGCCAGCUGUUUCGACCCCAGUGUCCCUCUUCCCGAAAUGAAUGUACCAACCUCAGGGUUUCUCUCCUUCCUUCCUUCCUUCCUUCCUUCCUUCCUUCCUUCCUUCCUUCCUUCCUUCCUCUUUCCUUCUUCUGUCUCUUUUUUCCUUCCUUCUUCCUCCCUCCCUUUCUUUCUUUCUUUCUGUCUUUUUUCCUUCCUUCCUUCUUCCUCCCUCCCCACCCACCCCCUCUCUCUCUUUCUUUCUUUUUACCAAAGGAAAACAUUGCAGCCAUGCCACAGAGUGGGUGGACACUAUGUGUUCUUACAGUGCCAUGGGGUAGCCUGUUGGGCGAGUCUUUGCAUGGGGCACUUUUUCUCCUUCCACAGACGGCUCGUGUCCGUGUUGCACACACGGCGGUAACGCUUGUUCCUGCAAGAAAGUCUGGCACACUUAAAAGUCUUCUCGUGGUUCUUACUUGUGGGGGGGUGGGGGCGUUUACAUAGCGAGGUUCAACUUGAGAGCAAAUCAUGGGCUCCAUAUUGCCCCUCUUGUGCCAGGGGGACCGACUUCCCAGUGGGGAAGGAAGGAAUGGGCAGAAAUCUCCCUUACCUUGCUCACAAGUGUCUUGGGAACAGUUUUGGGAAGCUGGGUGAGGAUCUAACUUCAACUUGGGGUUCAGCCAGACUUUAACCUGCACUUGUUCUACAUAGAACCUAAAUUCCAGCUGAAUUACAUGGGGGGGGGGGCUAAGGGGGGGGUUAGGCUGCUCAGCUGUGCCUGCUCCCCAUUAAAUCUACAUAAAAUUGCAAGUACUGCUCUGGAUUCAAAAAGCAAAUUGUGUAGAAGAGCCAAAAGUGUGCCCUUGCGAAUUCGAGCCGCUUUUCUGUGCAAAGUGGGGCUUAUUUAAUGUUGAUGUUUGGUAAGAAAUAAGGUGAAGAGCAACCGGGUGUGGGGGGGUUCUUAAAGGAAGCGCGGGGUGCAAUCAUAGAUUAUAAUUUUUAAUAGUGUGAGCUAAACCAAAUCACUUUUAGCUUCUAGUAUAAACAUGAGUGGAGGGGGCAUGUUUGAUAAAGGUUAAUGGCUGCUCUGUUUUUGUGGGAAGACUUAAAGGCUGCCACAGAGGUCGUCUCUUCUCCCUGUAAAUGUGAUAAUAGGAGUUCCCUGUAUUUAUUAAUUGGGUGCGAAGGAAACGGGUCUUAAGGAAUCAAAUGUGAUGAAUUUGUCCAUUUUUAUCAGGAAUGUUUUUUCUUAAAAGUGUUUUCAAGGCCGUCCAAAGCUGGAGAUGGUCAUCGCAUAUUGUAAGUUUAAAUAUAUAUUUUUUUGCAAAAUAUGCAGAUGUUGGCUUACAGCUUUUCAGACUCACCUUGUUCUUGCAAGCGUGGUUAUGUUGAGCUUUGAAGUUCUCCUUCCCUGGCUUAGUGUUGCCUCAAAUUUUGGGGUCCGGUUUCUUGAUCUUCCAGCUUCUCUUAAGUGGAGUCCCAGGAAAUCAGGACACAAAAGCCAGGAAAGACAUUUUAAGUAGAAAUUCUGCCUAUUUUUCCACCCAUCUGUUUCAGGGCCUGCUGUUCUUUAUGUGGUCCCAGGUUUGUCUAAGGCAUUUUUGAAUCAUGUCAGGAAAAUAUUUCAGAAUAAAAAAAGAUGCAAGCUAAAAA